AAACCUAAAAAAGCAAAGGUACUUUUAUUAGGAAAAAAUGGCGCCGUCCGCCAAUGAGCAAAUGACCACAAGUAGGGUACACACCCCACAUGAUUCAUGACACAUUUACACGCCCCAAACCCCAAAACAACGUUGGAUUAGCAAUUAUCAAGGAACCCACCACACGAGAACAAGAACCUAAUAAUUUUAGAUAAUCCAUCAUUCUUGAUUUUUCCUUUCUCAACAACAACAAAUAAAAAAAAAAACUAUACAUAUAACCCUCAUUCAUAUCAAAUCAAAUCAACCCUUUUCUUGAUUUUGUUUUUUGGAUUGUGGGUGUUUUUUGUUUUUUGUUUUUUGUUGAGAUGGCACAAAAUGAGCAGAAUAGUAAUAAUCAUCAAGGGUUAAUAGAGCCUGCAAUUCUUGAUGAUAUAAUUAACAGGUUAUUGGAGUUAAGGAAUGCAAGAACUGUUAGGCAGGUUCAGCUAUCUGAAGCUGAGAUCCGUUCCCUUUGUACUGCUUCAAGGGAAAUCUUCCUUCAACAACCUAAUCUCCUUGAACUUGAAGCCCCCAUCAAGAUCUGUGGUGACAUCCAUGGCCAGUAUGGUGAUCUUUUGAGGCUUUUUGAAUACGGGGGAUUUCCUCCUGAGGCUAAUUAUUUGUUUUUAGGGGAUUAUGUGGACCGUGGCAAACAGAGUUUGGAAACAAUAUGCCUUCUACUUGCAUACAAAAUUAAAUAUCCUGAGAACUUCUUUCUCUUGAGAGGAAAUCAUGAAUGUGCUUCUAUUAAUCGGAUUUACGGAUUCUACGAUGAAUGUAAGCGCCGAUUUAACGUGAAGCUGUGGAAAUGCUUCACCGAAUGUUUCAAUUGUCUUCCCGUUGCUGCUCUCAUAGAUGAGAAAAUACUCUGCAUGCAUGGUGGUCUUUCUCCAGAACUAACAAAUUUAGAUCAGAUAAGAAAUUUACCUCGUCCAACUGAUGUUCCAGAUUCUGGUUUGCUGUGUGAUUUACUUUGGUCAGAUCCUAGCCGUGAAGUCAAAGGUUGGGGAAUGAAUGAUAGGGGAGUUUCAUAUACUUUUGGUCCUGAUAAGGUCGCAGAAUUCUUGAUGCAACAUGAUAUGGACCUUGUUUGUCGUGCCCAUCAGGUUGUUGAAGAUGGUUAUGAAUUUUUUGCUGAAAGGCAGCUAGUGACGAUAUUUUCGGCCCCAAACUACUGUGGUGAAUUUGACAAUGCUGGUGCAAUGAUGAGUGUCGAUGAAAGUUUAAUGUGCUCGUUCCAGAUACUGAAGCCAGCAGAUAGAAAGCCUCGGUUUUUAUGAGGCAAAAAUCUAUAGCUUGUAUCUAUGUGCUUGCAGAGCACCUAAGGAUUCUUAUAGCUGGCAAAGAGCAGUUGAAGAUUCAGACGAUUUCUGGGAUGUACAUCGUAUGAGUAUGUUUUAGAAAACGGGGAGGAGCUAGUGGUUGGUUAAAAAAGCCUUCUCUUCUGAGCUGAAAAUUCGAGGACCUAACUGUAGUUUCGAAGUGGCCUCAACGCCACAUACUCUCUUUUUUUCUUUUUUCUUUUUCAUUUGUCUUUUUUAUUUAAUUUCGUGCAAUUUAUGACUUAAAACCGUGUAAAUCGGUUUGUAAAUUGCGGUGCAGAUAUGUAGAUUUUUAUACUAAAAAUUUGCUCCGUUGCAGCAACUUCCCUAA
Lycium ferocissimum is the source of this 1671-nucleotide messenger RNA. Its product is annotated as serine/threonine-protein phosphatase PP1 isozyme 1. The transcript has 4 exons. Gene Ontology annotation, cellular component: nucleus; cytoplasm. NCBI's taxonomy places the organism in Eukaryota, Viridiplantae, Streptophyta, Magnoliopsida, Solanales, Solanaceae. The coding region runs from base 345 to 1298 and encodes 317 amino acids. Gene Ontology annotation, molecular function: protein serine/threonine phosphatase activity. The record is from RefSeq and is a predicted model, not a curated record.